This is a messenger RNA of Motacilla alba alba, 7613 nucleotides long. RefSeq names its product protocadherin alpha-C2-like. Gene Ontology annotation, cellular component: plasma membrane. The record is from RefSeq and is a predicted model, not a curated record. Gene Ontology annotation, biological process: homophilic cell-cell adhesion. Bases 1157 to 4132 code for a protein of 991 amino acids. Gene Ontology annotation, molecular function: calcium ion binding. The transcript has 4 exons. NCBI's taxonomy places the organism in Eukaryota, Metazoa, Chordata, Aves, Passeriformes, Motacillidae.
CAUAGCUGCACCUACCUGGAGGACUAUAGCCUAUGGUUUGUCUUGUUAAAUCUCUCACCUUAGUGACUUAGGUGGUUUAAGUUUAUUGUCUUUGCUGGGACUUUUGACAUUGGGGUAAAACUCCUUGCAGGUGCAGCAUCUCCACCCCCACUGCUGAGUUUGCUCCAUUUCAUGACUGCUUUUUGUCAGUCCUCUGUCACAAGGGGAGAGGAGGAAAAAACCCUAACUGGAAAACAGAUCAUGUUCCACCUUCUCUGCAGCUGCACCUGAUCACCUUGAGCUUGUGUAUUGCAUUGAAUGAGAAACUGAGGCUCACCUUAAAUGCUCGUAACUCAUGGGUGUGACUUGCAGAAUUCUCUGAGCCGAGCAGAGCUGGCGAGCAGCUCAGGGGGGCCCACAGAGGUUGGGCAGGGGGAUGGUGCUGCAGCAAGGAUGAAUCUCCGAGGGAGCAGAGGGGCAGGUCUCCAAGAAAGAGGUCGUCAAACCCACUGCAGCAGCACACAAACGGCACCAGGCCUGGCUGGAAGCCCGUUUUUUUUCGGAGCUCUGCGCUGAUUUAACCCUCUCAAGCGGAUGUACUUCAGCGCUGCAGCAGCAGGUCCACAAGUGAACGCCGCUGUCAGCUCCCCCAGCCGCCCCCAAAGCUUCAGCAGCGAAGCCGGGGCGGAGGCGAGGAGCGGCGGGGACGGCACGGGAGCCGCGCCCCUCCAGGCUGGGCGGCCAGCGGGCCGGGGGUCCCGGAGCCCGGCGGGGCCGCAACACGUGGGCGCGGCGGGGCCGGGCGGGGCGCGGGGCGGCGCCCGCCGUGCCGCUGUUCCCGGCCCAGGUGCUGAACCGGCGCCAGCCGCGGCUUAGCGCCCACCCCCGCCUCCUCCCGCGCAGCAGCUGGAGCACGAGAAAGCGGAUCCGGCAAGUCCCGGUCCCUCCUCCUUCCUCCUCCUCCUCCUCAUCCUCCUGAGAGCCGCCGGAGGAGAGAGGUCGGAGCCGCCGCUUCGCGCAGCCGGCGAGCAUGGAGCGGGCGGCGGCGGGGCCGGGGGCGGCCGGCGGCUGCCGCUCGCCGCUUGCAUGAGGCGGCCGGGCGGCGGCGGGGAGUGAGGCCGGGCCGGGGCCGGGCUCCGGGCUCCGGCUGCUCCCGUAGCCACCCCCCGCCCCGGCCAUGGCGGCGGGCGCUCGGCGGGGCCGCGGCGGGGCGGCGGUGCUGGGCCCGCUGCUGCUGCUGGGGCUGUGCGCCGGGCGGGCGGCGGGCGGGCCGCUCCGCUACUCCGUGCGGGAGGAGCUGCCGCACGGCGCCUUCGUGGGCAGCGUGGCGAGCGACCUGGGCGUGGAUCCGCGGCGGCUGGCGGCCAGGGGAGCGCGGAUCACCUCGGGCAGCGGCCGGCAGUACCUGGAGUUGGAGCUGGGCCGCGGGGCGCUGCUGGUGCGGGAGCGCAUGGACCGAGAGGCGCUCUGCGAGCUGAGCCCCUCCUGCUUCCUCAGCCUGGAGCUGGUCAUCGAGCAGCCCAUCGAGGUGCACAACGUGGAGGUGGAGGUGCUGGACAUCAAUGACAACGCGCCGCGGUUCCCCCGCCAGGAUUACCGGCUGGAGAUCAGUGAGUCUGCCGUGCCCGGGGCCCGUUUCCACAUUGAGAGUGCCCAGGACCCUGAUGUGGGCACCAACUCCGUGCAGAACUAUCUGCUCAGCCCCAAUCGCCACUUUGCCCUGGACCUUAAAGGCUUCCAGAGCGGCAGCAAACUCCUGGAACUGGUGCUGCAGCAGCCACUGGACCGGGAGCAGAGUGCCCUGCAGCAGCUGGUGCUGACUGCUGUGGAUGGUGGGGAUCCCCCCAAAUCCGGCACAGCCCAGAUCUCUGUGCGAGUUGUGGAUACCAAUGACAACCCACCUGCCUUUGACCGCUCCACCUACACCGUGAGCCUUCUGGAGAACUCCCUGCCUGGCACGCUGGUGGUCAAACUCAAUGCCUCAGACCCGGAUGAGGGCUCUAACGGGGAUGUGAUCUACUCCUUCGGCAGCUACACCCCCCAGAAGGUGAGACAGCUCUUUAGCGUGGACCCACGCUCAGGGGAGGUGCGGGUUAACGGCACUUUGGACUAUGAGGAGGCAUCCUCCUAUGAGAUCUAUGUACAAGCCACUGAUCAGGGCCCUGUCUCUAUGGCUGGGCACUGCAAGGUGCUGGUCAACAUUGUGGAUGCCAAUGAUAAUGCUCCUGAAGUGCAGCUGACCUCCUUGUACAGCCCAGUACCAGAGGAUGCAAGGUCAGGAACUGUGGUGGCCCUGAUGAGCGUCACUGACCAGGACUCAGGGCUGAACAAGCAGGUGAGCCUGCGCAUUCCCCCCGGCCUCCCCUUCACUCUCAACUCCUUCAAGAACUCCUACACCUUGGUCACCCAGGGCAAACUGGACCACGAGAAAGCAGCAGCCUACAACAUCACAGUUACUGCUACUGAUUCUGGGAGCCCCCCUCUGUCCUCCCAGAAGGUGAUCCAUGUGGAGAUCUCUGACAUCAAUGACAAUCCUCCACGCUUCGAGGAGCCUGUGUACUCAGUUUACAUCCCUGAGAACAACCCCCUCGGAGCCUUCCUGUGCACUAUUAAAGCCACUGACCCAGAUGUCGCCAAAAAUGCCUAUGUGUCCUAUUCUCUACUCGAUGGAGAGAUUGAAGGGCUACCGGUUGCUUCCUAUGUCUCCAUUAAAUCUGACAGUGGCAGCAUGUAUGCUGUCAGGUCCUUUGACUAUGAGACACUGAGGGAGUUCCAGGUGAUCGUUCUGGCUCAGGAUGCUGGGAUCCCACCACUGAGCAGCACUGUCACUGUCUACAUCUACGUGGUGGAUGAGAACGACCAUGCUCCACAGAUUCUGUAUCCUACCUCAACCAACACUUCUGCAGCCCUGGAGAUGAUCCCACGCUUGGCAUAUGCUGGAUAUUUGGUAACCAAAAUUAUAGCCAUUGAUGGGGACUCAGGACAAAAUGCCUGGUUGUUCUUCUACCUGGUGCAAACCUCAGAUCCGGGUUUGUUCAGGAUAGAGCUCCAUACUGGGGAGAUUAGGACUACUCGCAAGCUGGGCGAGGACAGCACACCUACUUUCAACCUGACGGUGGAGGUGAGAGACAAUGGAGAGCCGUCGAUGUCCUCAUCAGUAGCCAUCACUAUUGCUGUGGUGGACAGAGUUUCCAAAAUCAUCCCUGACAGAAGAAGGCACUUUAAAAGCCCAAGCAAUUACUCAGAGGUCACUCUUUAUCUCAUUAUCGCUUUGAGCGCCAUCUCCUUCGUUUUCCUUUUCACAAUCAUUGGGCUUUCUAUCAUCAAGUGCUACAGAUACAGUCUGUAUGGGAGCUCCUGCUGUGCAGGGUGCUGUACGGUCAGAGAACGGAGCCCUGCUGAAUUGUACAAGCAGGCCAACAACAACAUUGAUGCUAGAUUGCCCCAAGGUUUAAAAGUGCAGCCCCAUUUCAUUGAAGUGAGGGGCAAUGGGUCUCUCACUAAGACCUACUGCUAUAAGGCCUGCCUGACUGCAGGAUCAGGAAGUGACACUUUCAUGUUUUACAAUACCUGUGGCCCAACAGGAACUACUGGUCCCUCUGCAGUGGUGACUGAGAGGCAUCUGACAGGACAAAGUGGGCAGAGUGCACAAAACCUGAUCAUACUUAGAAAUGACUCCAUUACUCCUAAUGAGCCAAAACACCCCAACCCGGACUGGCGCUACUCUGCAUCCCUGAGGGCAGGAAUGCAAAGUGCUGUGCAUAUGGAGGAGGCAGGAGUCCUGCGUGGAGGAGCAGCAGGGCCUGACCAGCAGUGGCCAACAGUCUCCAGUGCUACAGCAGAACCUGAGGCGGGAGAGGUGUCCCCCCCAGUGGGAGCUGGUGUGAACAGCAACAGCUGGACCUUUAAAUUCGGACCCGGCAAUUCCAAACAAGGUGGUCCUGGUGAGUUGCCAGACAAAUUCAUUAUCCCAGGAUCUCCUGCAAUCAUCUCCAUCCGGCAGGAGCCACCAAACAGCCAAAUUGACAAAAGUGACUUCAUAACCUUUGGCAAGAAAGAAGAGACCAAGAAAAAGAAGAAAAAGAAGAAGGGAAACAAGACUCAGGAGAAAAAAGAAAAGGGCAACAGCACCACUGAGAACAGUGACCAGUGAGGGAGUUAUACUGAAAAAACCCUCUUAGCCAGUUUUUGUAAUAAUGGCAGAUUUCUCCUAUGUAGCAAAUCCCAACUUCUUCCUACUGUUAACAAAUUUCCUGUAUGUACAGACUUGAGAAAAUCAGCAGGAAAUUCGGUGUCUGUCUAAAUUGCUUAACAGGUUUUGUCUUAAAAGCUUUAUUAAGUCUGGUGUUAACUCUUUUUCUCCACUCUGGCUUGUUUUCAGAAUCUAAAAAGCAGACACAAGUUUCCUUUCUCCUACGCCGAAAAGGAGAAUCUUCACAGUACAGCCAGUGAGAGGUUGGACUCUGCACUGUGGUUCCUGUGUUCCUGUCUUGAUGACACUUACAGGACAGGUUUAAAAGUUUUAAUGUUGUGCACCCUCUAUCUGAUUGGAAAUAUUUGUGUGCAGAUGUCAGCUAGGUGAUAUGAGAUCAGAUUAUAAAAAGCAAGAAGAGCUGGUAAAUAUGCAGCAGAGGAAACACCUAAUGAACACAAAUGUUCAAAGAUGUUCAGGCUGGGGAGAAAAUGUCUGAAAGGAGAUGAGCAGACUUGUCAAACCCUGAGAAGUCACUGUGUGGAAAUACUGAUUCCUAUACAUGACGUAUUGUACACACUGCUUCAAAUGAAACCUCACAUUUACAGCUCUUUAAGACACCAUAAAUUCUAUCUCUUUACCAAGCAAGCCAUUGGAAAAAUUGUUCCUUUAAGCCCUGCAUUACCCUGGUAAGGCUAGCCCUCAGAGAGUAACAAGGGCUGGGCUGACAUCCCAGGAAUGUAACUGUGAUGCUGUGUGUCCCUAUUUCCACAUUAUUUUGCACAUUAUGUCUCUGAAAAGGUCAGAGUUUUUCCACGACACUUAUGCAAAAGAGAGAAAAAAGUAACAUUAACUAUGCUAUUUGUUAUUUGAGAUAUUUAUUUAUAAAGAAAUAUAGCUGUAAAUGUUAAAGAAAUAUGAUGCCCUUUAACCCAAACAGAAGCCAAUCUAGAGCCAUUAUGAAUUACAAUUGCUGCUAUUAAAGUGCUUUAGAAAAACUGCCUGAAACAUCUGUAUUAUAUCGGCCACUUGCCAAUAACAGCUUUAUUCUGUCGGGUGACUUGGGGGCUGCCUCUUGCAUGUAUUAAUAAAUACAGGAAUAUCUUCUCUUUAUUUUUUUCUUUUGCAUUAUUCUGCACUUUGAAUACACCUUUGCAAACAAACUGUCCUAAUGUGAAGAAGCAGAAGCAAACUCCUCACACAAAUGGAUUUACUAACCUGCUAGCUCUGUGCAGUACCUUGGUGUUACCUCCCACACGACCUUCUCUGAUUUUAGUUUUACUUUUCUAUGAGAUUAUGAAUUUCUGACCCUACUUACACUCCUUAUGUAAAAUUCAAGUACUGUAUGUAUGCUGUAUGCUCUUAUAAGAAUCCUGAAAUAUUUAUUCUGUGCUUGUGUAUGUGAAUGUCAAUGCAACUAUUAUUAGAGUGGACUUUAAGCUUUACCGUUGAAUGUAAAUUCAUUAUUUCUUUUUUGUACACUUGUGGAAAAGUGGAGUAGUGUUAAUUUUUUAAGCCACUGUUGAUUAUCAGUUUUUUUUGUGUAUGAAACACAAGUAAAAUAUCUUUCUUAAACCAAGCCAUGCAUGCAUUUUGGGAUUUAUUGGUAAGAAUCUGUGAAGCUGAAGUUCUGUGAAUUACUAAACCUAAGGGUAUAAAUGGAGUAUUGAAUGUGGUUGAGGAUGUUGAUUUAAAACCAAUACAUGUAUUUUUAAAUAGAAUAUAGCUGAUGAGGGAAUUCCAAGGAGUUUUCUACAUUAUUGUACAUUCACAGAAUAAAGCUCAAGUGUCGUGUUAAUUGGAACUGUGUAAGAAACUACAUAGCUCUGAAAUUUCCAAAGGCCCUUUAAUCUAGGAUCAAAGAGAACAGCUGGAUUUCUUGAGACAUGUCCUGGAUGUUUUAAGUUUCCAAACUGCUGACAGUUCAGAAUAGAACAAUUCCUAUUCAUUUUUAAGAACCUGCAGCAAAUCUUAAAACAUCACAGCAAAGCUCUAAUAAAAGAAUUCAUAUCUCAAAGCAUGAACCACCAAUGGCCUCAUGUGGUCUAUUUAGAGUCUUCUUUUGUUACCAGUCUUGUUUUACUGGCAAUAAAAAGGUGCUACUUAAGAAAGAGAAUCCUUGAUUCGCUUUAAAGGCUAGACAAGAGGAAAAAAAACCUCAAGCUUUGGGGAGGAACUGUUCUUUUAUGCAAAUGUGCUAUGCAAGUACAUUUGGGUGUUUAUUUUUAUUUGGUGACUAAUCCAACAGCUCCCAAAACGUUCAUCAACUGUAGUUACAGUGGUAGCUUAAACACACAGAAGAACACUGUUGUAAUGUAUUCAUCAUAAAAUAGCUCUCUCAAUGCCUCUGGCAAAAAUUCAGUACAGAGAUUUAAUUCUUACAGGAAUCUCCUACACUUGAUUAUUUUUAGAUUUUAAUUGAAUAUUGGUUUUUCUUUUGAGUGCUUGCAUUUUCCCCUAUGCAAGCCAGUCUGACUCAUUCAUUUUUCAUCAGUGGCCAUACACAGCUGGUUUUCCAAGGCUUGCAUCUAUUAAAAUGAGCCAAGAGCUGCAGCAUGUCUCCAAUUUGCUGGUUUUAACACAAAAUUACCUUUACCAAUGCUGCCUUUAUUGCAGGUGCUUACUGCAUGGGGACUGUAUGCCUGAGUGCCUGGGGAGACAAAACAUAAUCUGAAGAUAAUCAUUCCAGCAUGAUUAUCAGUGAUGAUCAUUCCAGUCUGGAGAGCUGAUAGAACAGAGAAAAAGCUCUCACAGGAGAGGAGCUCUUGCUGGAAUUGUUUGAAAAGAGGCUGGGAUGCACUAGGAGGAUAUAUAUCCCACACACUCACUGUGUUUUCAGAAGACUGAAUCAGGCACCUCACCAGAUUUUAUAGAGAUUUUUCCAUAUUUGGACCCUCUGGGACAACUGGAAUGCUGAGAUGUCUGCAGUGAAAUUUGGCUAUUUCAUAACUAAUAUACAGAUGAUACCACGGACAUCCUUGAUUUUGGGUGUCCAGGAGGAGAAACCCCUGAAAGGAAGUAUGUUGGGAGGACCAGGGGUUGGUGGGGGCAGGAUCUGCACGUUCCACCACAGUUUUGGGGUUACUGUUUUAACAUCACACAACAAUGAAAAUUGAGAACCUGUGGUGGCCAGUAACAGCACAAAUUAAGAAAAAAAAUUAUUUAAUCCUCCUGCUGAUAAUGAAAUAAGCAUGACAAAAUACACUGCAGAUUUGCUAACAAGGAAAUUACAGUUUUGGGGCUUUUUACCACUUGAACAAUUUAUGUCUUUCAGAAUCCAUAUAUAAUCUCUGUGAGCAUUUUGUCUUUGGAAGUCUGGUUUCUAUGCAUACAAGAUCAGUGAUGAAAACUAUUGGGCUUUUAUAACAAUAAACCUGAGCUAUGUUGUAUAUUAAUUACAUCCUGUCAUUAAAAAAGAUCUAAUUUUACAUUAGGCUUCUAA